AUGGCCCCGCGCGGGCGCUGCCGGUGGGCGCUGCUGCUGGCCUGGCUGCCGGCCGGGUGCCUCUCACUCCUGGUGACAGUGCAGGAUGUCGAGCGUUACACCACCUUAUUUGCCACUGUCAUCCUCAAGUGUGACUACACCACCUCGGCACAGCUGCAGGAUGUGGUGGUGACCUGGCGCUUCAAAUCCUUCUGCAAGGACCCCAUCUUUGACUACUACUCAGCCUCAUACCAGGCUGGUUUAGCCCUUGGCCAGGACCCCUCAGACGACUGCAAUGACAGCCAGCGGAAGGUGCGCAUUGUCAUCCAGAAAUACGGGCAGAAGGACCCUGUGCUGGGCACCGACUACCAGCAGCGAAAGAUCACCAUUCAGAACCGAGCAGACCUUGUCAUCAGUGAGGUCAUGUGGUGGGACCAUGGCAUGUACUACUGCAGCGUGGAAGCACAAGGAGAUACCUCAGGUGAUGCGGACAAAGAAGUUAAGCUGAUUGUUCUCCACUGGCUCACGGUACUCCUCAUCGUUCUCGGUGGUCUCCUCCUCCUUCUGCUGAUCGGUAUCUGCUGGUGCCAGUGCUGCCCCCAGUAUUGCUGCUGCCACAUCCAGUGUGGCUGCUGUCCAACACGGUGCUGCUGUAAUCAGAAAGUGCUGGAACGGCACCAGUUCAUGAAGCGGGCUCAGGCACUUGCACCUUGGUUAUCACACAACAUGUUCUAUGGAGCUGGUGACAGGAACUCAAAACUUUCCUCUUACCAGCUGAACCCCCUGCUGCAACAAGAUGUAUCUCUGCAGAACAGUCUUCCAGUGGUGCAGCCACAAGCCCAGCUUUCCCAUAACAACGGUGUUUUGGACUAUCUGGAGUCUGAAAUCCAGAACCUGAACAUGUCCCAGCUGCGGCCGCCCUCCCACCAGCGGCAGGCUGUGCAGCCCAGCCUGCUGUCCUCGCUGGGCUCCGACAUCGUGCCCCCUCCUCUUGCCGACCACAUCUCCUCCAUCCAUGGGAGCAGCAGCUCCUCACGGCCACAAAGAGCUGCCCGCACCCCCAGGCUCUGGGACUCUGCUGCAGAGGACAGAAGGGAAAACCGGAGGUGGCCCUUGCCUUCCAGUGGGGAUUCUCAUUCCAGCUACAGUCAGGAGCCCUGGGACAGGCAGCGAGAGGAUCAUCCUCAGAGGCAGAGGGCAGGGGGCUACAGUGGCAGGCCCCAGCACUCCAGAUGGGAUGUGUCACCCCCACGCCAGGCCGAGAGGGGCAAGGGCAGCAGCAGUUUCUAUCCAGAGGAGACCAAGGAGCGCUCCGGCCACCAUCGUGGUGGGAGGCAGGAGCCCGGGGCAAGGCGAGAGUACGAGCACCAUGCUGGGAGGAGCAAUUACUCUGGCCAGAGGCGGCACAGCUACUCCCCGCCCUCGUCUCGCAGGGGCUCGUGGAGCUCCUCAGAAGAGCACGUCCGGGUGCCGGUGUCAAACCGCAGGCGGAGGAACCGCAGGUCCCGGGAGUGGCCAGAAGAGAAACCGCCAAGUUACCGCUCCCUAGAAAUCAUCCCAGCUCAGGACAAGAAGCACAAAGGCAGCGCAGGGACCCGCUCAGACAGAGGAAGUUCCCACAGUGGAAGAAGCAUUGUCAUUUAA
This is a messenger RNA of Melospiza georgiana, 1623 nucleotides long. RefSeq names its product immunoglobulin like domain containing receptor 1 (gene ILDR1). Gene Ontology annotation, cellular component: plasma membrane. Gene Ontology annotation, molecular function: high-density lipoprotein particle receptor activity. NCBI's taxonomy places the organism in Eukaryota, Metazoa, Chordata, Aves, Passeriformes, Passerellidae. The transcript is spliced from 8 exons. The record is from RefSeq and is a predicted model, not a curated record. The coding region runs from base 1 to 1623 and encodes 540 amino acids.